ACAGAAAGUGAAUUAACCUUUUCAAAAUCUGCCGCAGAGCCCAAAUCUGACGAAUCCAAAACGCCCAGCUCAAGCUAUGGAGCAAAGCGGGAAAGAGAAUCAAGCGACAGCAUUCAGAGCGCGGAGAAACGUCAUCUGAGAUCAUCAGAAGCGGAAAACAUCCUGGAUUACGACACAAGAGGUGCAGAGCUAUGGAUCGAGAGUGAAAAGCUUACUGAAACGAAUUAUUUGGUAUAUCUCGCCAACAAAACCCAAUGUUUGCUGAAUGAGCUGGAGAAACGGCUCAGUAAACCUCUCAGUUUUCCUCUGGUAAUGAAUCCAGUCAGACAGAAAUCCAAUCCUGGCAGCCAAAAAUUGAAUCCUGACACCCAAAAAUCCAAGCCUGACUCCCAAAAAUCCUAUCCUGAUGCCCAAAAAUCCAAUCCUGAUGCCCUAAAAAUGAAUCUUGAUGCCCAAAAGUCCAACCCUGAUGCCCAAGAAUCCAAUCCUGACGACCAAAACUCCGAUCCUGAUGGCCAGAACUCCAAUUCUGCUGCCCAAAACUCCAAUCCUGACGGCCAAAACUCCAAUUCUGCCGCCCAAAAAUCCAAUCCUGACUGCAAGAAGUUGAAUCCUGACGCCCAGAUUGAAGAUAAAAUCACUAUAGCGCUCUGUAUCCAGCAGCUCACUGAAUCUAUGCUCCGGGACGAGCAGCUGCGCAGAAAAUAUAUAGCCGAGAUGAUAAACGAAUAUCGCCGCCUGAGGGGAGCCAUGGCGGACUGGACAAAGGCAUAUCGUCUAAAUCGACAGGAGCUGAAAGUGCUGCUGGAUACUGUAACGUCUAUAUCCGACAGAUUAAGCGUCGUGGAAAAGUAUGUGUUGGAAAUCGUUCGUAAUAUUAAAUGAUCUGCGAAUAAAAAUGUGUUUCUGGCGUGGAGUUUUGGUCUAAAAUAUCUACAAAUUCUUAAAUCAAAGAAGCAUUUUUGGACAAGUCAAAAAUAUAGUUUUGAUUUAAGACAUUUUAUGUGAAAAUGAAGAGUUUUUUCCAUGAAACAAGCAGAAUAAUCCGCCAAUGAGGUCUGUGAAAUAAUUUAAUUUCAUAAGGAAAAUCUAGAUUAUUUUGCUUACUCCAUUAGCAGAUUAUUUUACUUGCUUUAAGGAAAAACUCACUUAAUUUUGAGCCAUUAAUUCUAAAAACAAUACAAUUUUCUUUGCUUGUCUAGAGAAAGCUUCUUCAUUUUAGGGUUUUUAGAUAUUUGGACUGUAAACAAGACAGAAAAUCCAAGAAAAGCAUUGUUGCUGACUAUUGUUGCUGAUUAUUUUCUGUUUUAUAACUGUAGUGACGAGUGAUUUAAAAAAAAAAAAAGAUGCCCAUGUCAGUGUUUUGUGAUAUGUUUUUUUAAAAUAAAUCACUUCAGAU
Molecule: messenger RNA, 1399 nt
Organism: Danio rerio (zebrafish)
Lineage: Eukaryota; Metazoa; Chordata; Actinopteri; Cypriniformes; Danionidae
Source: RefSeq, a predicted model, not a curated record